AUGGACGUUGGAGGGGGGCCAAGUGGAUACAACCAGGGUCCUCGAAGAGGGGUCCCCUCGGUAGGUGCAGGAGCACCAUCAGACAAAAACUGGGAUCUUGUGCUGGACACUGAGGAAGAUGUCGAGAGCCAGGCAUUUGAUUUGCCAGAUCCAGCAACAAUUACACUGUACAAGAUAACUCCGCAGUUAACAAUCGAGAAGAACAGAUCGGACCCAGAUGCUAGACGAUGGCUUCUCCUUAGCCGCAGGGUUAGCAGCUGGCUCUCUAGAAGCAUUGACCCAGCUUUGAACAAAGAUAUCAUACAAAGUGGUGCUAGGGUCAAGCUUGCAGACGAGUUUAUGAAGGCAUCUCGCCAGUAUAUCAAGGGAAAAGGUCAUGGGACAGUUGUGCGAGCUGUUAUGAAGCUCUGGCGGACAAAAACGACUGAUUUCGACACCCUUUCCGAAUUUGUGAGGGAAGUUAAGGCCCGUUUCAAGAUGACGGUGGACCUUGGAGGUGGACUGAAAGCAUAUCACGCGGUGAUACUCCUAGUUGAUCAGCUACAGGAGGUUCCAGAGAUCAAUCAAUCAAAGUUCAAUUAA
Molecule: messenger RNA, 582 nt
Organism: Penicillium paradoxum
Lineage: Eukaryota; Fungi; Ascomycota; Eurotiomycetes; Eurotiales; Aspergillaceae
Exons: 2
Coding region: 1-582 (193 amino acids)
Source: RefSeq, a predicted model, not a curated record